UGUCCUUGUAUAUACGAUGGUACUCCCCUAGAGCUCUAUGGUACUCCAUGCAUGAUUGCACCUCCACAUAAGUUUCUCCGUCGCCUGAGCUCCUUUGGAACUAUCCUCUUAAAGCUUCAUGGUUGAACAGAAGACAACACCCGAAUCAAAUCCCCCACCUCUGUUAUUUCUACCUCCAUGGUUUAUCAUUAUGCCUUCAACCUUCACCAUACGCGUUCAGUGCAUGGGUGCAGUAUAUAGGCAUACCCGAUAUAGCUUUGGCGGUUGGCAGUGAUUAAAAACAAUUAAUGAAAAACCACCUUUUCUCGUAUACCAAUAUACCAGAGACCGACAGGACGCAAGCUGAGAUCAGAUAAAAUACUCCAGCACCGGACAAAGUGACGCAGUGCGGCCGAGGAUGAUCUAACAAGACCGAUGAGUAGUAUCCAAAGACUGUAAGAAGACCGGACCGUCAUAAUACCGUUGAAGUUUUUAGCCCAACCCCCAAAACAAAACAAAAAGAAGAACAAGAACAAGAUGCGUGUGAAAUAUAUAGCAAAACGGUUAGCAGCAAUAGCCGUCUUUGCAUACAUAGCAUUGGUGACUGUACUUUUGCUCUCAGCUGAUGUGAUUCCCAAUUAUAUGGUGUCUAUAAAAACUCGUCUUCAAGGGCUGCAGCGAGGGCUGCAGCGAGGUCUCCAGUCGACGUCUGAUCUAGUUGCACCCCUCCCCUCCUGUGUUACUUGUUGCUAUCGGUACAUUCACUGUUUGAACUCCACUAAAUGCGGUAACAACACAUUUGUCAAGGCUAACUUGCCGGAUGACGAAUUUAAAAAACGACAGUGCAUGCGUCGGCUGCCCGGGGCCAUCAUUAUCGGCACGAAAAAGUCCGGGACGUCGGCACUGCAGAAGUUCUUGGGCUUCCACCCGGAGAUUGCCGCAGCAGACGGGGAGCCACAUUUCUUCAACAGGCCGGUGUACCACUACGGAGAAACAUUCUACAAGAAGAUGAUGCCGCUUAGCUCCAAGCAGCAGAUCACUCUUGAAAAGACCCCCAUCUACUAUGCUUACCACCCACUGGGCGUCCACCGUCGAGUUCACAGGUUACUACCGCAUGCUAAGCUCAUCAUCAUACUCAGGGAUCCCAUCAAAAGAGCCAUCUCAGAUUACUUCAUGGAGACCAGGUAUUUAUUGGCAUCGGGCGGGAAGCUCUCACCGAAAAGACUUGAACCCUUACACGGAUACGAUCUCGGGGAUACCUUCGAGAAGUCAGUUUUGACUGCAGCAGGCGGUAAGGUGAACCCACAAAGUAAAUUCGUGUCCCUCUCAGUCUACAAUAACUAUUUAGCUCACUGGUUAUCCGUUUUCCCGCGGAGUAGUCUUCUCGCCAUCGAUGGGGAUGCAUUCGUCAAAGAUCCCCUGCCGGUCCUCAAAGAAACUGAACGCUUCUUGGGAGUCCAGAGUUUCUUUGAUGAGGAUUCAUUCUUCACCGAAGAGAAUCGUGGGUUCCGCUGCCUGGCUAAGCCCGUCAGGACGUGCUGGAAGAGCGUCAAACGACCGCCCCACCCAACGAUCCCAGAAGACGUCCUUCAAAAACUUAAGAAGUUUUACGAACCAUACAAUCGAAGUCUAGUUAAACUACUUAAUCAGACGUUUGAAUGGGCUAAGUAGCCCAUUAUGUCAUGGGUUUCCUUGAAAUUAUAUUUAAAACAAAUGUGUUGCUACUUUUAUGCCAUUUACCUCAAGACGGUCACGUCUAUGUCUUUGUAUUCCAUACAAACAUUUUUUAGUUCAAUUUAGAAAUUCAUUUUUUGAGUGACGUAUUCAAAUUGUGAUUGAAUGAGUUGGUGACGUAAUUUCAAAUGUCUCAGGGGUUAGAUUGUUUUUGAACCAUGCAUUCGAAGUAUAUUUAAAUUAGUAAUCAGACGGUCAAAUUGGUAAAGUAUAACCCGGCUUAUCUAGAUUUGAAAUAAUUAAUAAAAAAUAUUGCCCCAAAAUAUCCAAUGCAACUAUAAAAAUAUUUGAUGCCAAACACAAGACGGCCAUGUUUGCCUUUGUAUUCCCAGUAUUGGUUAAUGUACAUUUGGUUUGCGGUAACACCAUGUGUGUAUCUACUUGCAAGGUAGAGAACUGUUUUGCU
This is a messenger RNA of Asterias rubens (European starfish), 2119 nucleotides long. RefSeq names its product heparan sulfate glucosamine 3-O-sulfotransferase 1-like. The record is from RefSeq and is a predicted model, not a curated record. NCBI's taxonomy places the organism in Eukaryota, Metazoa, Echinodermata, Asteroidea, Forcipulatida, Asteriidae. The transcript is spliced from 2 exons. Gene Ontology annotation, molecular function: [heparan sulfate]-glucosamine 3-sulfotransferase activity. The coding region runs from base 517 to 1650 and encodes 377 amino acids.